AUGAGGGUCUUGUAUUCCAUCCUUGGAGUCCUUGCUUUGCUGUCCAUAGUUCCUCAAGCCAGGAUCUUAUUUUUUAAACACACAUGCUCUUCAGACGUCUACAGCUGCAGAAUGAAGUGCAAUGCUGAUGAACAUGCAAUUAGAUACUGCUCUGACUGGACCAUCUGCUGCAAAAGGAAGAAAUAUCAACCUACGAAAAAAAAGUACUGGCAGGAAGAUCUGGGUGGCUCCGACAGUUAA
Mustela erminea (ermine) is the source of this 240-nucleotide messenger RNA. RefSeq names its product beta-defensin 43-like. Lineage: Eukaryota; Metazoa; Chordata; Mammalia; Carnivora; Mustelidae. The transcript is spliced from 2 exons. The record is from RefSeq and is a predicted model, not a curated record. The coding region runs from base 1 to 240 and encodes 79 amino acids. Gene Ontology annotation, cellular component: extracellular region. Gene Ontology annotation, biological process: innate immune response.